CAAUCAUCGAAGAACGGAAAAAAUUAAAGGAUCAGAAAUGGCGAAGCCAAACCAGUCCCACAAAGAACCCUAACCACGGAGAUCAACCUCAUAUUUCCAAAAUCUUAAAACCCCAUAAUUCGCCAUGAAAGUGAGAGCUUUGAAGUUGAGGGAAGCUCACAAAGCUGCGGCGAAUGGUGGCGCCUCUUUCUGUUCAGUCUUGUGGGAUCAGAAAGCUGAGCACCUGGUCACGGCCUCCUCAUCGGACCCCGGCAUUUCAAUCCACGACCAUCUUAUUCCUUCCAAUGCGCCCAAGAUCCUCCGCCAUCACCGUGACGGCGUCACGGCCUUGGCUCUCAGCCCCAAUUCCACAUGCCUUGCCUCUGGCUCCGUCGACCACUCCGUCAAGCUCUACAAGUUUCCAAGUGGAGAGUUUCAGACAAAUAUAACCCGAUUCACCCUGCCAAUACGUGUGGUUGCAUUUAAUAAAUCAGGGAGCAUGUUGGCAGCUGCUGGUGAUGAUGAAGGGAUUAAACUUAUUAAUUCUAUUGAUGGUUCAAUUGCAAGGGUUCUGAAAGGACACAGGGGGCCUGUGACUGGCUUGGAUUUUGACCCUAAUGGUGAAUAUUUGGCAUCAAUUGAUUCAGUUGGGACUGUGAUUUAUUGGGAACUCCAGUCUGGAAUAAUGUUACAUACACUUAAAGGUGUAGCUCCAGACACUGGUUUUGAUACUGCCAUCACAAACAUAGUAAGCUGGAGCCCUGAUGGUGAAACCUUAGCUGUCCCUGGUUUGAAAAAUGAUUUAGUGAUGUAUGAUAGAGAUACGGCUGAGAAGCUGUUCUCUAUGAGGGGUGAUCAUGCACAGCCUAUCUGUUUCUUCUCUUGGUCACCUAAUGGCAAGUACAUGGCCACUUCUAGUUUGGAUAGACAGGUUUUGAUCUGGAAUGUUGGUAAGAAGCAGGAUAUUGACAGGCAGAAAUUUGAUGAUCGAAUAUGUUGUAUGGCAUGGAAGCCAAUUGGAAAUGCACUGGCUCUUAUUGAUGUUAUGGGAAGGUAUGGAAUUUGGGAAUCAGUUGUUCCAUCAUCAAUGACAUCGCCUACAGAAGGUAUUCCGAGCUCACGUUUAAAAAACAGCAAUGGGCUUCUUCUGUUUGAUGAGGAGGAUCCUGAGCCUAGUGGUUCUGGCAGCUUAAGCGAACAUGGUGAAGAUAGCCUUGGUGAAUCUGAGCCACCAAGCAGAAAAAGAUUGCGUAAACAAUCUGUACUAGAUGAAGACCUAGACAUGGAUGUUGAUGAUGAGGAAAGCUGGCCUUCAAAGACUAAAUCCCAGAAAAAGACACAUCAUUUGCAAAAGGAAAAUCCAGCUAGGAGAAAUGAUGAGGUAAGGAGCACAAUCGCAUCUACCAAGCCAAAGAUGCAGGAACCUUUUCAGUCAGGUGCUACUCCAUCACAAGCUGGAAAAAGGCGCUUCUUGUGCUACAAUAUGCUUGGAUCAAUAACUACAACAGAACAUGAUGGUUUUUCGCAUAUAGAGGCUGUUGCUCUUGGUAGUGGUUGGGUGGCUGCAGUGACAAGUCUUAAUUUUCUCCGUAUAUUCACAGAGGGUGGUUUGCAGAAACAUGUUCUUUCACUUGAUGGGCCAGUGGUGACUGCUUCAGGCUUCAAAGAUGAGCUUGCUGUUGUUACUCAUGUUUCUGAUUGCCUUCCAUCAAAUGAGCAGAUGCUUGAGUCAAGAGUAUUCAACGUCUCUAAUGGGACCCAGAGCUUGAGAAGUCGUCUUCCUUUAACUCCUGGUUCAUAUCUAACAUGGUUUGGGUUUAGUGAAGAAGGUCAAUUAAGUUCUUAUGAUUCUAAGGACGUGUUGAGAGUUUUUACAAGUCAAUAUGGUGGCAGUUGGCUCCCACUUUUCAGUGCCAGUAGAGGGAAGCAAUCAGGAGAAAGCUAUUGGGUUGUUGGCUUGAAUUCCAGCAAAUUGUUUUGUGUUGUUUGUAAAGACCCUGACUUGUACCCACAGGUGAUGCCAAAACCAAUUCUCACGCUGCUAAACCUUUCUUUUCCUCUUGCAUCUUCUGACCUUGGAGCAGACACACUUGAAAACGAGUUUAUGUUGAAGAACAUGCAUCUAUCAGAGAUUCAGAAAAGAAUGGAUGAACUGGCUGCUAUUGGUUUAGACACCACUAAACUUGAUGAUGAAGCUUUUAAUUUGGAAGUGGCUCUAGAUCAAUGCAUAUUGAAGCUUAUUGGGUCAUGCUGCAAUGGUGACAAACUUGUAAGGGCUACUGAGCUUGUGAAGCUUUUAUCACUGGAAAAAUCAGUGAGGGCUGCAAUCAAGCUGGUCACAAAGCUGAAGCUUCCUAAUUUGGCUGAAAGAUUUAGCAGCAUACUGGAGGAAAGGUUGCUAAAAGAAAGCAUGGAGACCUUAAAUCCUCUUCCAAGCUCUAAAUGUGAUGUGGCCACGACCACUAGAGACGAAAUUGCAGGCAGCAAGGUUGUAACCUCAACUGAAAGAAGCCAAAUAUCAGAACCUCUGAUUACAUCGCCUUCUCCAUUACUAUUAGCUGCUCCAAUCUUUAAAAAGAAAACGAAACCUUCAGAGGGAAUCAAGCUUGGGAAGGAAGAAAAAGCGCCGGAAAACCAGGAUGAAAAUGUGAAGAAUGGAAAGAUAAAGAAAGCAGAAGCGAAGGACGCUGAGGAGACGAAGAAGGUGCAGCCUCAGCGACCAUCUAAUCCAUUUAUUAAGUCAUCAAUCAAUAUGGAGAAAGUAAAGAUUGGUGAAGAGAAUCAAGAUUUUCAGCUUCAGCGUCCAUCUAAUCCAUUUCUCAAGUCAACUAUGAAGUGAUUUACUCUCCAGUUUUAGAAGAACCAAAGAAUUAAAACUACACAGGGAUUUGUUAAGAAAGGUUUUUAACAUAAUCUGCACAGAUCCAUUUCAGGGAGUUAUUUUCCAUGGAAGAUAAAAUUGCUGUAAAUUAUAUAGGCCCUCAAAGGAAGAAGCUCUUUCUACUUUUGUAAGUGCAUAUGUAUAUAUAUGUAUGUAUGUAUGUCAGGCUAAUUACUUGAUUAAUUUUCAA
This is a messenger RNA of Carica papaya (papaya), 3050 nucleotides long. NCBI's taxonomy places the organism in Eukaryota, Viridiplantae, Streptophyta, Magnoliopsida, Brassicales, Caricaceae. The record is from RefSeq and is a predicted model, not a curated record.